AGUUCAGCCACAUGUUCACAUUAGUCACCGGAGAAGAUAUCUUAAUUUAAUCAAAUAAUUAGACACAAAUUGACUCCAAAAGCAGUAAUGGACCCAGUUGUUCUUCACGGAGAGGCCGAGGGAUACGUCAAAAGCCUGGAAAAACUGCCUUUGAAGGACGUCGGUUCUCCAAGGUGGUUCCGCCAGCACGAAUACAUUGAGAAACUGAACAUGCAAGCUAUUUUGAAUGCCUCCGCCACUCAAGAGGAAUUCGUCCAAGAACUUUUUGUUUCAUUCGGAAAGAUUUCAACGCUGGCGCACGAGAUGAUUCUCAUCGAGGUUUGGAAGCAGAACAUUUUCCCCAUUCUCUGUCAGCUACAGGACUUCAACCCCAAAAGCACAUUUCCUUUGUACAUGGUGAUUCACCAUGAAGCCACAGUCAUAAACCUCCUGGAGACAAUCAUGUUCCACCAGGACUCGUGUGAAUCGGCAGAGGAAGCCGUUCUAGACCUGGUGGAUUACUGCCACCGCAAGCUCACUCUUCUCGCCGGGAAAUGUGCUCGUGGAGACGUGACCCCUGGAGACCGCAUCACACAUACUCCUGAUGCAAACCAGUCCUCUAUACAGGAGUUGCAGAAUCAGAGUGAGAGGUUGGAAUUUGACAUCUCUCUCAAGGCUCUGUCUGUGUUACGCUAUAUCACCGGACAUGUUGAGAGCUUGAGUGUGAGCGUGCUCAACAGACUCCUACGUACACACAAUAUGCCAUGUGUGCUGGUGCAGCUGGUGGACUGUUGCCCCUGGAGCUGCUAUACUGCAGGGAAGGUGGAGAAGUAUAUGGAUGGGAGGUGGCAGGCGGUGGCACCUCAGGACCAGCUGAAGAUGACCCCGCAGGACGGGCAGCUGUGGAUCGCUCUGCUCAACCUCCUGCUCAAGCCUGAGUGCCAGGGCAAAUACGACUAUAACAACUUCAACAAGAACCAGGUGCUGAAGCUGCGAGGCUCUCUGAACGAGGUGCUGAUUGACCAGUUACCCAUCCUGGGGGACCUCCAGCGCUUUCUCAGCCAGCUGGCGCUCACUGACCCUGCACCCCCCAAAAAAGACCUGAUCCUCGAGCAGAUCCCAGAGAUGUGGAGCAGCAUUAUGGGUGCAAACUCAGGGAAGUGGAAAGCCAUCGCCAAGCAUCAGGUGAAGACGGCCUUCAACCCUUCAGACAGUGAUCUGAGAGAGCAGGCACAAAGGUUGUCCCAGACGUAUAACUUGGAUGUUCUUGAGAAUCUUAUUCCAGAGAAGCCCAAAUGUGGCUUGUGUGGCGCUGUGGCUGCCAAGCGCUGCUCCCGCUGUCAGGGGGAAUGGUACUGCAACAGAGAGUGUCAGGUGAAGCACUGGCCGAAGCACAAGCCUGCAUGCCAGCUGAUGACCGAGGCCACAGAGAAACUACAGAAGGAGCUCAGCAUCAAAGCCUAAAGAUGGGCUUUGUGGCGGCUUUAAGUGCAGGCCUCCCCAUCACAGGCAAAGCCAGAGAGACAUGGGACCAUCUAACUGUGAAACUACUGUAUGAAAGAACCCAGACCGCCUCAUGGACCUACAGGCAGUUUGAGUGUGGAGGAGCAGACUGAAGCUUGUCUGAUAGGAAUCGUAUGCAUUAAUCUGUAAGCUUGCAAUGCCAUGUGUUUCUGGACGCGACGCUGCUCAGUUCUGUCCUCAGGUCUGUCAGUAUGAUGUGAGGUUUUUACUUCAGACUGAUGGCAAGUGCAAACGACAACAGCAGCCUUCAGGAGAAAGGAGAAAGGGAGACCUGAUGACAGGCCACUAUCGGUCAUCUCAACCACAGCAGCUGUGGUGGGAGCCGUUAGGAAGUUGACACUUCUCUUUUGGAUAAGUGAACUCAGACGAUAGCCGUGGUGAUGGUUUUAGAACUGUUGGGACAACUAACUUCCUCAUCGCGCACUAUUUUCAGCUGGAUCUGUUUUCUGUGUGUAGCAUUAUACCACUGUGAAAUAAACAAAAACAUUUAAUUGGAAAAA
This is a messenger RNA of Sardina pilchardus (European sardine), 2003 nucleotides long. RefSeq names its product zinc finger, MYND-type containing 10 (gene zmynd10). The transcript is spliced from 12 exons. The record is from RefSeq and is a predicted model, not a curated record. Gene Ontology annotation, cellular component: cytoplasm; centriolar satellite. Lineage: Eukaryota; Metazoa; Chordata; Actinopteri; Clupeiformes; Clupeidae. The coding region runs from base 88 to 1443 and encodes 451 amino acids. Gene Ontology annotation, biological process: outer dynein arm assembly; inner dynein arm assembly; motile cilium assembly.